Messenger RNA from Closterium sp. NIES-65, 8112 nucleotides. Lineage: Eukaryota; Viridiplantae; Streptophyta; Zygnematophyceae; Desmidiales; Closteriaceae. The record is from the annotation of a GenBank genome assembly.
AUGACCACACCCGUCGACGCCCGUGCGCCGCCCGUCCCGGCCCCACGCCGCCCGUGCGCCGCUCGUCGCGGCCCCGCGCCGCUGCCCCGACCUGUCGACGCCCGUGCGCCGCCCGUCCCGGCCCGUCGACGCCCGGGCGCCGCCCGUCCCGGCCCCACGCCGCCCGUGCGCCGCUCGUCCCGGCCCCGCGCCGCUCGUCCCGGCCCCGCGCCGCUGCCCCAGCCCGUCGACGCCCGUGCGCCGCGCGUCCCGGCCCCACGCCGCCCGUGCGCCGCUCGUCCCGGCCCCGCGCCGCUGCCCCGGCCUGUCGACGCCCGUGCGCCGCCCGUCCCGGCCCGUCGACGCCCGUGCGCCGCCCGUCCCGGCCCCACGCCACCCGUGCGCCGCUCGUCCCGGCCCCGCGCCGCUGCCCCGGCCCGUCGACGCCCGUGCGCCGCCCGUCCCGGCCCCACGCUGCCCGUGCGCCGCUCGUCCCGGCCCCGCGCCGCCGCCCCGGCGCAUCGACGCCCGUGCGCCGCCCGUCCCGGCCCCGCGCCGCUGCCCCGGCCCGUCGACGCCCGUGCGCCGCCCGUCCCGGCCCGUCGACGCCCGUGCGCCGCCCGUCCCGGCCCCACGCCACCCGUGCGCCGCUCGUCCCAGCCCCGUGCCGCUGCCCCGGCCCGUCGACGCCCGUGCGCCGCCCGUCCCGGCCCCACGCCGCCCGUGCGCCGCUCGUCCCGGCCCCGCGCCGCCGCCCCGGCCCGUCAACGCCCGUGCGCCGCCCGUCCCGGCCCGUCGACGCCCGUGCGCCGCCCGUCCCGGCCCCACGCAGCCAGUGCGCCGCUCGUCCCGGCCCCGCGCCGCUGCCCCGGCCCGUCGACGCCCGUGCGCCGCCCGUCCCGGACCCACGCCGCCCGUGCGCCGCUCGUCCCGGCCCCGCGCCGCUGCCCCGGCCCGUCGACGCCCGUGCGCCGCCCAUCCCGGCCCGUCGACGCCCGUGCACCGCCCGUCCCGGCCCCACGCCGCCCGUGCGCCGCUCGUCCCGGCCCCGCGCCGCUGCCCCAGCCCGUCGAUGCCCGUGCGCCGCCCGUCCCGGCCCCACGCCGCCCGUGCGCCACUCGUCCCGGCCCCGCGCCGCUGCCCCGGCCCGUCGACGCCCGUGUGCCGCCCGUCCCGGCCCCGCGCCGCUGCCCCGGCCCGUCGACGCCCGUGCGCCGCCCGUCCCGGCUCGUCGACGCCCGUGCGCCGCCCGUCCCGGCCCCACGCCACCCGUGCGCCGCUCAUCCUGGCCCCGCGCCGCUGCCCCGGCCCGUCGGCGCCCGUGCGCCGCCCGUCCCGGCCCCACGCCGCCCGUGCGCCGCUCGUCCCGGCCCCGCGCCGCUGCCCCGGACCGUCGACGCCCGUGCGCUGCCCGUCCCGGCCCCGCGCCGCUGCCCCAGCCCGUCGACGCCCGUGCGCCGCCCGUCCCGGCCCGUCGACGCCCGUGCGCCGCCUGUCCCGGCCCCACGCCGUCUGUGCGCCGCUCGUCCCGGCCCCGCGCCGCUGCCCCGGCCCGUCGACGCCCGUCCCGGCCCUACGCCGCCCGUGCGCCGCUCGUCGCGGCCCCGCGCCGCUGCCCCGACCUGUCGACGCCCGUGCGCCGCCCGUCCCGGCCUGUCGACGCCCGUGCGCCGCCCGUCCCGGCCCCACGCCGCCCGUGCGCCGCUCGUCCCGGCCCCGCGCCGCUGCCCCAGCUCGUCAACGCCCGUGCGCCGCACGUCCCGGCCCUACGCCGCCCGUGCGCCGCUCGUCCCGGCCCCGCGCCGCUGCCCCGGCCCGUCGACGCCCGUGCGCCGCCCGUCCCGGCCCGUCGACGCCCGUGCGCCGCCCGUCCCGGCCCCACGCCACCCGUGCGCCGCUCGUCCCGGCCCCGCGCCGCUGCCUCGGCCCGUCGACGCCCGUGCGCCGCCCGUCCCGGCCCCACGCCGCCCGUGCGCCGCUCGUCCCGGCCCCGCGCCGCCGCCCCGGCCCAUCGACGCCCGUGCGCCGCCCGUCCCGGCCCCGCGCCGCUGCCCCGGCCCGUCGACGCCCGUGCGCCGCCCGUCCCGGCCCGUCGACGCCCGUGCGCCGCCCGUCCCGGCCCCACGCCGCCUGUGCGCCACUCGUCCCGGCCCUGCGCCGCUGCCCCUGCCCGUCGACGCCCGUGCGCCGCCCGUCCCGGCCCCACGCCGCCCGUGCGCCGCUCGUCCCGGCCCCGCGCCGCUGCCCCGGCCCGUCGACGCCCGUGCGCCGCCCGUCCCGGCCCGUCGACGCCCGUGCGCCGCCCGUCCCGGCCCCACGCCGCCAGUGCGCCGCUCGUCCCGGCCCCGCGCCGCUGCCCCGGCCCGUCGACGCCCGUGCGCCGCCCGUCCCGGCCCCACGCCGCCCGUGCGCCGCUCGUCCCGGCCCCGCGCCGCUGCCCCGGCCCGUCGACGCCCGUGCGCCGCCCGUCCCAUCCCGUCGACGCCCGUGCACCGCCCGUCCCGGCCCCACGCCGCCCGUGCGCCGCUCGUCCCGGCCCCGCGCCGCUGCCCCGGCCCGUCGAUGCCCGUGCGCCGCCCGUCCCGGCCCCACGCCGCCCGUGCGCCGCUCGUCCCGGCCCCGCGCCGCUGCCCCGGCCCGUCGACGCCCGUGCGCCGCCCGUCCCGGCCCCGCGCCGCUGCCCCGGCCCGUCGACGCCCGUGCGCCGCCCGUCCUGGCCCCACGCCGCCUGUGCGCCGCUCGUCCCGGCCCCGCGCCGCUGCCCCGGCCCGUCGACGCCCGUGCGCCGCCCGUCCCGGCCCGUCGACGCCCGUGCGCCGCCCGUCCCGGCCCCACGCCGCCUGUGCGCCGCUCGUCCCGGCCCCGCGCCGCUGCCCCGGCCCGUCGACGCCCGUGCGCCGCCCGUCCCGGCCCCGCGCCGCUGCCCCAGCCCGUCGACGCCCGUGCGCCGCCCGUCCCGGCCCGUCGACGCCCGUGCGCCGCCCGUCCCGGCCCCACGCCGUCUGUGCGCCGCUCGUCCCGGCCCCGCGCCGCUGCCCCGGCCCGUCGACGCCCGUGCGCCGCUCGUCCCGGCCCCACGUCGCCCGUGCGCCGCUCGUCGCGGCCCCGCGCCGCUGCCCCGGCCUGUCGACGCUCGUGCGCCGCCCGUCCCGGCCCGUCGACGCCCGUGCGCCGCCCGUCCCGGCCCCACGCCGCCCGUGCGCCGCUCGUUCCGGCCCCGCGCCGCUGCCCCAGCCCGUUGACGCCCGUGCGCCGCGCGUCCCGGCCCCACGCCGCCCGUGCGCCGCUCGUCCCGGCCCCGCGCCGCUGCCCCGGCCUGUCGACGCCCGUGCGCCGCCCGUCCCGGCCCGUCGACGCCCGUGCGCCGCCCGUCCCGGCCCCACGCCACCCGUGCGCCGCUCGUCCCGGCCCCGCGCCGCUGCCCCGGCCCGUCGACGCCCGUGCGCCGCCCGUCCCGGCCCCACGCCACCCGUGCGCCGCUCGUCCCGGCCCCGCGCCGCUGCCCCGGCCCGUCGACGCCCGUGCGCCGCCCGUCCCGGCCCCACGCCGCCCGUGCGCCACUCGUCCCGGCCCCGCGCCGCCGCCCCGGCCCAUCGACGCCCGUGCGCCGCCCGUCCCGGCCCCGCGCCGCUGCCCCGGCCCGUCGACGCCCGUGCGCCGCCCGUCCCGGCCCGUCGACGCCCGUGCGCCGCCCGUCCCGGCCCCACGCCGCCUGUGCGCCACUCGUCCCGGCCCCGCGCCGCUGCCCCGGCCCGUCGACGCCCGUGCGCCGCCCGUCCCGGCCCCACGCCGCCCGUGCGCCGCUCGUCCCGGCCCCGCGCCGCUGCCCCGGCCCGUCGACGCCCGUGCGCCGCCCGUCCCGGCCCGUCGACGCCCGUGCGCCGCCCGUCCCGGCCCCACGCCGCCAGUGCGCCGCUCGUCCCGGCCCCGCGCCGCUGCCCCGGCCCGUCGACGCCCGUGCGCCGCCUGUCCCGGCCCCACGCCGCCCGUGCGCCGCUCGUCCCGGCCCCGCGCCGCUGCCCCGGCCCGUCGACGCCCGUGCGCCGCCCGUCCCGGCCCGUCGACGCCCGUGCACCGCCCGUCCCGGCCCCACGCCGCCCGUGCGCCGCUCGUCCCGGCCCCGCGCCGCUGCCCCGGCCCGUCGUCGCCCGUGCGCCGCCCGUCCCGGCCCCACGCCGCCCGUGCGCCGCUCGUCCCGGCCCUGCUCCGCUGCCCCGGCCCGUCGACGCCCGUGCGCCGCGCGUCCCGGCCCCGCGCCGCUGCCCCGGCCCGUCGACGCCCGUGCGCCGCCCGUCCCGGCCCCACGCCGCCUGUGCGCCGCUCGUCCCGGCCCCGCGCCGCUGCCCCGGCCCGUCGACGCCCGUGCGCCGCCCGUCCCGGCCCCACGCCGCCUGUGCGCUGCUCGUCCCGGCCCCGCGCCGCUGCCCCGGCCCGUCGACGCCCGUGCGCCGCUUGUCCCGGCCCCACGCCGCCCGUGCGCCGCUCGUCCCGGCCCCGCGCCGGUGCCCCAGUCUGUCGACGCCCGUGCGCCGCCUGUCCCGGCCCGUCGACGCCCGUGCGCCGCCCGUCCUGGCCCCACGCCACCCGUGCGCCGCUCGUCCCGGCCCCGCGCCGCUGCCCCAGCCUGUCGACGCGCGUGCGCCGCCCGUCCCGGCCCGUCGACGCCCGUGCGCCGCCCGUCCUGGCCCCACGCCACCCGUGCGCCGCUCGUCCCGGCCCCGCGCCGCUGCCCCAGCCCGUCGACGCCCGUGCGCCGCCCGUCCCGGCCCCACGCCGCCCGUGCGCCGCUCAUCCCGGCCCCGCGCCGCUGCCCCGGCCUGUCGACGCCCGUGCGCUGCCCGUCCCGGCCCCACGCCACCCGUGCGCCGCUCGUCCCAGCCCCGCGCCGCUGCCCCGGCCCGUCGACGCCCGUGCGCCGCCCGUCCCGGCCCCGCGCCGCUGCCCCGGCCCUUCGACGCCCGUGCGCCGCCCGUCCCGGCCCGUCGACGCCCGUGCGCCGCCCGUCCCGGCCCCACGCCGCCUGUGCGCCGCUCGUCCCGGCCCCGCGCCGCUGCCCCGGCCCGUCGACGCCCGUGCGCCGCCUGUCCCGGCCCCACGCCGCCUGUGCGUCGCUCCUCCCGGCCUCGCGCCGCUGCCCCGGCCCGUCGACGCCCGUGCGCCGCCUGUCCCGGCCCCACGCCGCUCGUGCGCCGCUCGUCCCGGCCCCGCGCCGCUGCCCCAGCCUGUCGACGCCCGUGCGCCGCCCGUCCCGGCCCGUCGACGCCCGUGCGCCGCCCGUCCUGGCCCCACGCCACCCGUGCGCCGCUCGUCCCGGCCCCGCGCCGCUGCCCCAGCCCGUCGACGCCCGUGCGCCGCCCGUCCCGGCCCCACGCCGCCCGUGCGCCGCUCGUCCCGGCCCCGCGCCGCUGCCCCGGCCUGUCGACGCCCGUGCGCUGCCCGUCCCGGCCCCACGCCACCCGUGCGCCGCUCGUCCCAGCCCCGCGCCGCUGCCCCGGCCCGUCGACGCCCGUGCGCCGCCCGUCCCGGCCCCGCGCCGCUGCCCCGGCCCGUCGACGCCCGUGCGCCGCCCGUCCCGGCCCGUCGACGCCCGUGCGCCGCCCGUCCCGGCCCCACGCCGCCUGUGCGCCGCUCGUCCCGGCCCCGCGCCGCUGCCCCGGCCCGUCGACGCCCGUGCGCCGCCUGUCCCGGCCCCACGCCGCCUGUGCGCCGCUCGUUCCGGCCCCACGCCGCUGCCCCAGCCUGUCGACGCCCGUGCGCCGCCCGUCCCGGCCCGUCGACGCCCGUGCGCCGCCCGUCUUGGCCCCACGCCACCCGUGCGCCGCUAGUCCCGGCCCCGCGCCGCUGCCCCAGCCCGUCGACGCCCAUGCGCCGCCCGUCCCGGCCCCACGCCGCCCGUGCGCCGCUCGUCCCGGCCCCGCGCCGCUGCCCCGGCCUGUCGACGCCCGUGUGCCGCCCGUCCCGGCCCGUCGACGCCCGUGCGCCGCUCGUCCCAGCCCCGCGCCGCUGCCCAGGCCCGUCGACGCCCGUGCGCCGCCCGUCCCGGCCCCACGCCGCCUGUGCGCCACUCGUCCCGGCCCCGCGCCGCUGCCCCGGCCCGUCGACGCCCGUGCGCCGCCUGUCUCGGCCCCACGCCGCCCGUGCGCCGCUCGUCCCGGCCCCGCUCCGCUGCCCCGGCCUGUCGACGCCCGUGCGCCGCCCGUCCCGGCCCGUCGACGCCCGUGCGCCGCCCGUCCCGGCCCCACGCCACCCGUGCGCCGCUCGUCCCAGCCCCGCGCCGCUGCCCCGGCCUGUCGACGCCCGUUCGCCGCCCGUCCCGGCCCCACGCCGCCCGUGCGCCGCUCGUCCCGGCCCCGCGCCGCUGCCCCGGCCUGUCGACGCCCGUGCGCCGCCCGUCCCGGCCCGUCGACGCCCGUGCGCCGGCCGUCCCGGCCCCACGCCACCCGUGCGCCGCUCGUCCCAGCCCCGUGCCGCUGCCCCGGCCCGUCGACGCCCGUGCGCCGCCCGUCCCGGCCCCACGCCGCCCGUGCGCCGCUCGUCCCGGCCCCGCGCCGCUGCCCCGGCCCGUCGACGCCCGUGCGCCGCCCGUCCCGGCCCCGCGCCGCUGCCCCGGCCCGUCGACGCCCGUGCGCCGCCCGUCCCGGCCCGUCGACGCCCGUGCGCCGCCCGUCCCGGCCCCACGCCACCCGUGCGCCGCUCGUCCCAGCCCCGUGCCGCUGCCCCGGCCCGUCGACGCCCGUGCGCCGCCCGUCCCGGCCCCACGCCGCCCGUGCGCCGCUCGUCCCGGCCCCGCGCCGCUGCCCCGGCCCGUCGACGCCCGUGCGCCGCCCGUCCCGGCCCCGCGCCGCUGCCCCGGCCCGUCGACGCCCGUGCGCCGCCCGUCCCGGCCCGUCGACGCCCGUGCGCCGCCCGUCCCGGCCCCACGCCGCCUGUGCGCCGCUCGUCCCGGCCCCGCGCCGCUGCCCCGGCCCGUCGACGCCCGUGCGCCGCCCGUCCCUGCCCCACGCCCCUCGUGCGCCGCUCGUCCCGGCCCCGCGCCGCUGCCCCGGCCGGUCGACGCCCGUGCGCCGCCCGUCCCGGCCCGUCGACGCCCGUGCGCCGCCCGUCCCGGCCCGUCGACGCCCGUGCGCCGCCCGUCCCGGCCCCACGCCGCCCGUGCGCCGCUCGUCCCGGCCCCGCGCCGCUGCCCCGGCCUGUCGACGCCCGUGCGCCGGCCAUCCCGGCCUGUCGACGCCCGUGCGCCGCCCGUCCCGGCCUCACGCCGCCCGUGCGCCGCUCGUCCCGGCCCCGCGCCGCUGCCCCGGCCUGUCGACGCCCGUGCGCCGGCCAUCCCGGCCUGUCGACGCCCGUGCGCCGCCCGUCCCGGCCCCACGCCGCCCGUGCGCCGCUCGUCCCGGCCCCGCGCCGCUGCCUCGGCCCGUCGACGCCCGUGCGCCGCCCUUCCCGGCCCGUCGACGCCCGUGCGCCGCCCGUCCCGGCCCCACGCCGCCCGUGCGCCGCUCGUCCCGGCCCCGCGCCGCUGCCCCGGCCCGUCGACGCCCGUGCGCCGCCCGUCCCGGCCCCACGCCGCCCGUGCGCCGCUCGUCCCGGCCCCGCGCCGCUGCCUCGGCCUGUCGACGCCCGUGCGCCGCCCUUCCCGGCCCGUCGACGCCCGUGCGCCGCCCGUCCCGGCCCCACGCCGCCCGUGCGCCGCUCGUCCCGGCCCCGCGCCGCUGCCCCGGCCCGUCGACGCCCGUGCGCCGCCCGUCCCGGCCCCACGCCGCCCGUGCGCCGCUCGUCCCGGCCCCGCGCCGCUGCCCCGGCCUGUCGACGCCCGUGCGCCGGCCAUCCCGGCCUGUCGACGCCCGUGCGCCGCCCGUCCCGGCCCCACGCCGCCCGUGCGCCGCUCGUCCCGGCCCCGCGCCGCUGCCUCGGCCCGUCGACGCCCGUGCGCCGCCCUUCCCGGCCCGUCGACGCCCGUGCGCCGCCCGUCCCGGCCCCACGCCGCCCGUGCGCCGCUCGUCCCGGCCCCGCGCCGCUGCCCCGGCCCGUCGACGCCCGUGCGCCGCCCGUCCCGGCCCCACGCUGCCCGUGCGCCGCUCGUCCCGGCCCCGCGCCGCUGUGUCAAACAUUAUACAUGUUGUUGUAGUUGUUUAG